AUGGAUAACACCCCAUCAAUAUCCGCUAUACCCUGCCCAUAUCUCAACCGUGAAGACGAAGAGGAAGACGAAGAACCCUUUGAGAGACCCCACGACUGCUCAUUCCCCGCAACGAGCAUCAACUGGACCUCACCCACCACGCGCCGGAAAGAGUAUGCAAAGAUCGAUCGGUCUAGCAGGGGCAUCCGGGGCGUUUUGAGGACAUUAACUCCUAAGUGGCUUUCCAAGCCAUCGUGGACGCCUUUCUACGACGGAACGAAUGACUCGGAUGUUGGUAGCGUGCGGCGGUAUCGGCUUGAGCUGUCCGACGACGAGGAUCUUGCGGAUGAGAAGGCUAAUGGUACAAGAACCUCCCGACUAGAUCGAAGUCGUUCUUGGGCAUGCUACUGA
Messenger RNA from Coniosporium apollinis CBS 100218, 390 nucleotides. RefSeq lists its product as uncharacterized. The transcript has a single exon. The coding region runs from base 1 to 390 and encodes 129 amino acids. Lineage: Eukaryota; Fungi; Ascomycota; Dothideomycetes. The record is from RefSeq and is a predicted model, not a curated record.